AUGGAAAAGAAAUAUCGAAAACGACCAACAACCAUUUAUGAAGAAGCAUUACAAAAAGUCAAACAUAAUACAGCUCAACGCAAAGAAGCUUUGAAACGAUUAGAUGCACCACAAUCUGAUCUUGUCGAUCCAUCUUCCUCUUCUUUAUUGAAUCAAGAACUUUUGAAUACGGAUCAACAACAAACUUGUUUUAUAUGUAAUGAAACACUUUUUGGUGAUUCGGAAGCCAUCAAUUUACACAUUGAUCGAUGUUUGAUGAAUAUGAAUGAACAACCUACAACUACUUCACACAAUAACAACAAUAAUAAUAAUCUUUCACCACAAGAUGGCAAUGAUUGGGAUCAAUAUGAAUGGGCUGGUCAAGUUCGUGUUCGUGCUACUUCUAUGAUGGAAGGUGGCUAUGGAGGUGCUGGUUUUGCAACUGCCCAAAAAGAAGAUGAUGUGGAUGAGGAUUUGGAUAUCGAAGAAGAUGAUGCGGAAUAUGGUCAUAGUCAAUACAAUGAACGGGAUAUCAUGGUCAAUAUGGAUGAAGAUAAUGAUGAUUCAAAUGCACUGAGAGAAAUGAUAUCUGAAGCUUCUCCCCAAAGUGGUUUUGAAGAAACAGUAUCUGAUGCAGGUUGGGAUCGACAUUUAGCAAUGGAUCAUCCAUCAUCCUCUGAAAUCUCACAAAGUACUACCGGUAAUCUUGUGGUGGAUUCUUUGAAAUCUCGGAUACAUCAAUUGGAAAUGGCUUCACGAUCUGUCCCACGAUGUUUGAUUUGUUUGGAACCUUACAAAACUCCAUUGACCUCUAUUAUCUGUUGGCAUGUCCAUUGUGAACAAUGUUGGUUACAAACCUUGGGAUCCAAGAAACUCUGUCCUCAAUGUCAAAAGAUCACCACUCCUUCUGAUCUUCGUCGUAUAUAUCUAUAG
Halteromyces radiatus is the source of this 912-nucleotide messenger RNA. RefSeq lists its product as uncharacterized. Gene Ontology annotation, biological process: protein ubiquitination. Lineage: Eukaryota; Fungi; Mucoromycota; Mucoromycetes; Mucorales; Cunninghamellaceae. Gene Ontology annotation, molecular function: ubiquitin protein ligase activity; metal ion binding. The record is from RefSeq and is a predicted model, not a curated record. The transcript has 5 exons. The coding region runs from base 1 to 912 and encodes 303 amino acids.